Messenger RNA from Scheffersomyces stipitis CBS 6054, 1116 nucleotides. RefSeq lists its product as uncharacterized. The transcript is spliced from 3 exons. Lineage: Eukaryota; Fungi; Ascomycota; Pichiomycetes; Serinales; Debaryomycetaceae. The coding region runs from base 1 to 1116 and encodes 371 amino acids. The record is from RefSeq and is a predicted model, not a curated record.
AUGAGUGACACUGAAGUGCUCGACUACGAAAGACAGGAAUCCGAUGCCACAGAAGCUGAAACGGAGCCAGAAGCUUCUAAACAGACAACAGUUGAUCACCAUGGGUUGCAAACUUCACAGACACUCGAGCCUCAGGAAGAAGUCAAGUACGAAGUGGUGGAUGAACCCAAGUUCCAGGUCACGAGAUCGAUUUUCAUUGGCAAUUUGCGUCGUCCGCUCAAUGCGAUGCAUUUCCAGAACUUCUUGAAAGAGCUAGCCAAAGAGGCUGGAGACUACAUCGUGGAAAGAGCCUGGUUGAAUAGAACGAGAACCCACGGAAUUGUUCUUGUAGACAAAGAAGAGGGAGCCAAGUUUCUCCGUGAGAAACUUCUCGGUACUAUCUACCCACUGGAAGAAGACGACUUCAAGUUGAAGGAAGAAUAUGAGAUUAGAGAACAGGAACGGUAUGAACAGCAGAAGCUUCAAUAUGAAGAUGAAAUGGAAAAGCUUGAUACUGAAGAAGCCAAAGCAGCAUUGGAACCUCCAUUGGAGCCUAGAAAAUAUUCAGUAGAGAGACAUCCUCUCUUUGUGGACUAUAUUCCUGUCAAGGCUAUCAACCAAUGGAUCUAUGAAGAAGAUAGAGGACCCAGAAAUGGCAAGUGGAAGAUCGACUACGAGACGAAGGAUGAUGAAGUAGUUGCCAGCCACAGUCUCUUAUCAGGUGACUUUGUCCCACGCUACCAAAGAGGUAGAGACCGCCGUGGCCGUGGCCGUGGAGAAGGUAGAUACAGAGGCUACAGAGGAGGAGACAGAUACGGUGGGGAUCGUUAUGAAAGAGACAGAUACAGAGACAGAUACAGAGGUGGAAACGAUUACAAUGGACACAAUGACUAUCCUCCUCCAAGAAGAGGUUACAGGGGAGACCGUUACGAUCGCGACGGUCCCAGACCAUAUAACGCGGUGCCUCCACCUCGUCAAGACAGCUACUAUCCCAGACGUGGCCGGGACAGAGAUGCAUAUAUUCCUGGUGACAGGGUGGUAGGCUCUCGUACCGACACUUAUGAGCCCAAAUAUCGUGACAGAUCUGAUAGCAGACAGAGAAGAAACCGUUCAAGAUCGAGAUCCAGAUCGCCAUAA